Messenger RNA from Planococcus citri (citrus mealybug), 3326 nucleotides. Its product is annotated as pituitary homeobox homolog Ptx1-like. Gene Ontology annotation, biological process: regulation of transcription by RNA polymerase II; anatomical structure morphogenesis. Gene Ontology annotation, cellular component: nucleus. Gene Ontology annotation, molecular function: DNA-binding transcription factor activity, RNA polymerase II-specific; RNA polymerase II cis-regulatory region sequence-specific DNA binding. The record is from RefSeq and is a predicted model, not a curated record. Bases 1055 to 2596 code for a protein of 513 amino acids. The transcript has 8 exons. NCBI's taxonomy places the organism in Eukaryota, Metazoa, Arthropoda, Insecta, Hemiptera, Pseudococcidae.
UGAAUUUUUUUCUGACAUCUCACGACAGUAGAUUGUUUCAAAUGAAUGCUGAAAAUCAAUUCAACGCAUUCCCCUUAGAGAUUUGCCGAGUAAGAGUAACUGGUUUAUGCGUAUAUAGAAAGAUGGAAGCGAACUGUUCCAAUGAAAAGUAUUGCGGAAAGGAUGUACCAACCUGUGGCGAAUAACGAAUGAGUUUGAACUUCAUCGAGGCUCAAAGUACGCAUCGAUGCUCCAAAGCUAUUGAUUUGACAUCGCUGAUGUGGAAUAAAGUAAUGAUGUCGAUCUGGAGUGCAUACGAGAGACCAAUUCGAGGACUUGGAGGAAAAAGGAUAUUCGCAUGCGUAUACUUAUAUGGCAUGUGGAGUGAAUUUUUCAUUUUUUUGUGUGUUUUUAUGGGGCUGUUUAUUGAGGCACGACUUCGAGAACCUUCAGAAACUGCAUGUAGAGCAUUUGCCAAGUAUCGGCAGCGAAUAGUUUACGAUUUUUACGAACGUCGGUGGAUUCAAUCAAAUGCUGCGACACAUUUUCAGCAGAUAUAUAGAUGGUGGUUGACGCGAUGCUAAUAAUUUAUCGAUGAUUACGACCGAUGUCGCAUUUGUGUGCUGUUGAAGCUGUCGUCGUCGUCCUCGUCGUCUGUGCGCCCGGAACCACGUGCGAAUAGAACGCUUUUAUUGCUGGCCAUCUACACCGCAUCUAUAAAGACUCUAUAAUACCACCGAAUACCGGUUGAAAACAGUCGACUCGAGUGUAGCGGUGAAAUUUUUAUCUAAACAUGAACACGCCGCCGUCGAUGAAGCUCCGAGUGGUUGUUAUUUUGUCAUAAAAAAAGAAAAGUGUGCGCUGAUCGGAUGAAUUUUUGCGUUGUUCGUACACGUUUAUUAUCUACACGUUCGCGUAUAAUACCUGAAAAAUAUCGUUGUGGCGGAAAGUUUUUCACGCGAGACGCGUUAAAAUGACGCAAAAGUGUCCACUUUACUCGUGCUCGUAAUCGUAAUCAGUGCGGCGUUAUAACCGGCUUUAGGCUUUGGGCUUUGGGCUUUGAGCCUUUUUGUAUAUGAUAAAUAUGAUGGAUAGAUUGGAAAAUUUGACCGAUUCGUCGAGUCUGUGUUUGCAAGAUUUAGUCACAUCGAACGCGGCUAUGGCGGCUGCCGCGCAUGCCGCUCACGUCGUCGCCAUAGCUAAUAAUUCGAAUUCGGUCGUGGUCGGCGGUCCGGAUCAUUCGCUUUCCUCACCCCUGCAUAAUAAUUCGUCGCUGCAUCAAGAAUCCAGCUUGACCGGUUUAGGCCAUCAUCAUCACCACCAUCACCAUCAUCAUAUGCAUCAUGAUCCGCACCAUCAUCAUCAUCCUGUUCCUUGUCCGCCCACGCUGCUUCAUCCAGAACCUUUGGAAAAGCUCAAAAGGGUUUGGGCUGAAACGGGUGAUUUUAGAGAUGCUCCGCAUUCACAUAAUACGUCCAUGGACCAUAACCAGACGACUUCUUUUUUGCACGCGCGCAAUAAUCGAAUGCGUGAUCGAAAAGCAGAUUCCAUUGGCAAUACUGCAAUCAAAACGGAAAACAGCGGCGCCGGCGGUGGUGGCGGUUCGAGGUCAAUCGGCGGCGAAUCGGAAGACGGCAACGAUAACGGUAAUUCGACUAUCAACGUAUCAACGACAACCAUUACGUCGUUAUCAUCGAAAGACUCGUCGUCCGCGUCCGCCAAAAACAAUAAUAAUAAUUGCAAAACCAACAAACGCCAAAGACGACAGAGGACUCACUUCACGUCGCAACAACUGCAAGAACUCGAAGCGACAUUCGCUCGUAAUCGAUAUCCGGAUAUGAGUACCAGAGAGGAGAUCGCCAUGUGGACGAAUUUGACCGAAGCCAGAGUUAGGGUUUGGUUCAAGAACCGUCGAGCGAAAUGGCGAAAACGCGAACGUAACGCGAUGAAUGCGGCGAUGAACGCGGUCGACUUCAAGAACGGCUUCGGCAGCCAGUUCAACGGACUGAUAACGCAACCGUUCACCACGGACACGGACUCUCUGUACAGUUCGGCGUACUCGUCGUACAAUAACUGGGCGACAAAGGUGCCCAGUCCUUUGGGCAGCAAGACGUUCCCGUGGACGAUGAAUCCGUUAUCGAAUGCGGUCAACCAUCACCACCAGCCUUCGGUGAACUGCUUCACGCCGUCGGCCAACACCUCGAUGUCGUCCAUGUCGGCGGCUGCGGCUGCUGCCGCCGCGGCCGCAGCCGGCGGAUCCAUGUUACCGAGCGGCGGAAUGUCGCCGUCGUCGCUGGGUGGCGGCGCCGGUCCACCGGCCGGAUCCGCGGCCCCGUGUCCGUACGGGCCACCGGCCACGCCGUACGGUAUGUACCAUCACCAUCAUAAGACGGCCAUCGCGGCCGAACCGUCGUCCGUUAUGUCUUCCAGCAUCGCUAGUCUACGCCUCAAGGCCAAACAGCACCAGAGCAGCUUCGGUUACCCUAUUUCGCCGAUCACGACGACGGCCGCCGUCACCUCGGUCGGAUCGCUCAACAGCAGGCCGUCGUCAUCCGGCGGCCUAUCCGCUUGCCAGUACGCCACUUCGGACAGCGACGAAAAUCGUACGCCCGUAUGAAACGGCGACCAACAACACCUUUGGUUUCCGGGUGUCCAUGUCCAAUAUGCUCAGGCUGAAUAAAUUUCCAGUAUUCGUCGUCGUCGUCGUCGUCAAUAUCGCCGGAUACGCUCGGUCUCAGCAGAUCGUCUGCGUAAAUCCGCCGAAAAAUAGGUAAACGUCUCGCGCAAUUUUCGUCUCGUGAGUCGUAUGUAAAUCCGAAAUCGUCUCGUGUAAUAUACUCGUAUUCUCGAUGACUGUAUUAUGUAAAAUUUUAUAAUUCUUUUUCUCUUAUUUAUUCUCCUUUUUUUUUCUUUUUUUUUUGUGGUCUCCUCCCCUUAUUUUAUCUCGUCGUCGGCCAUCGUUAUUCUACAGUGGAGAUAUCAGCUCCGCGAUAAGUUAAAAGUAAUCGUCGCUGGAAGCGAGCGCCAUAAACCUGGGAAGCCAGAGUGACUAUGUAAGUCUUAUAAGUAGGUACAUAUUAUUGUAGUUGGAUACUAUGAUUCGAUGAUCUCAAUUGUUGAUACGUUUGAAAAAAAAAUCUUCCUAUCGUCGUUGGCCAGCGAUUAUUUUUUGUAUACGCGUUUCAAGUGUGUAAUUUUUUCCCAAAGAGCGUUUUGAAAUUAACUACGUUAUUCCAAUUCGCUAAGUAUAAUUUAUGUACCAUAUUCUAUUAAGAAUUUUGUUUCAGUAAGUAAUGAAAAAAAUUGUUUAGAAGACUAUUUAUUUCCAAUAAAUUUUUUUUAAAAAU